This is a messenger RNA of Anolis carolinensis (green anole), 3384 nucleotides long. It is a transcript of the gene dcbld1, whose product is annotated as discoidin, CUB and LCCL domain containing 1. The record is from RefSeq and is a predicted model, not a curated record. Gene Ontology annotation, molecular function: signaling receptor activity. The transcript has 15 exons. Gene Ontology annotation, cellular component: plasma membrane. NCBI's taxonomy places the organism in Eukaryota, Metazoa, Chordata, Lepidosauria, Squamata, Anolidae. The coding region runs from base 134 to 2248 and encodes 704 amino acids.
CGCCUUCCUCGUUCUCUGGGCUCAGAAGGAGGCGCCGGUCGCUGAGGGAAGGAAAGCUCGAGCCUGGGCGGGAGAGGCAGGCUCAUCUCGCGCUUGUCUCUCCCUCUGUCGCGCGCCCACUGAACAGCCAGCCAUGGGCGCCUGGAGCCUCCGUCUGAGGUUGGGAACAACCCUGGUCCUCCUCGCCUUCCUUCUCCAGAGCUCUGCGGAGAAGCUGGGGGAUGGGUGUGGACCUAUGACCUUCUAUCAAGAUAGUGGAACUCUGGCAUCCAAGAACUAUCCUGGAACAUAUCCUAACCAUACCAUCUGUGAGAAGAAAAUUCAGGUGUCUCAGGGGAAACGGCUGAUCCUGAAAAUCGGAGAUUUGGACAUCGAAUCACAAAAAUGUGAAUCUAACUAUCUUAGCAUCCACAGCUCUACUACAGUGCAUGGACCAUACUGUGGAAAUGUACCUGUCCCAGAAGAAAUCAUCUUAGAUUCCAAUGAGGCAACUAUUCACUUUGAAAGCAGGUCUCAUGUCUCUGGGAGGGGCUUUCUCCUGUCUUUUGCUAGCAGUGAUCAUCCAGAUCUAAUCACAUGUUUAGACAGAGCAAAUCACUAUGUGGAAACGGAAUACAGCAGGUACUGUCCAGCUGGUUGCAGAGACAUAGCAGGUGAUAUUUCUGGAAAUAUAGUGGAAGGCUACAGAGAUACAUCUUUAUUGUGCAAAUCUGCUAUACAUGCCGGAGUAAUUGCCAAUGAAGUGGGUGGCCGGAUUAGUGUGAUUAAGAUGAAAGGAACACAGCGAUAUCAAGGAAUCCUGGCCAAUGACAUACUUUCACAGGAUGGUUCUCUAUCAGAUAAGCGGUUUAUUUUCAAUUCAAAUGGUUGCAAUAAAUCAUUGGGUCUAGAAGGAGGAGACACUUCAAAGGGUCACAUCACUUCGUCUUCAUUCUGGGAGGAAACCAAUGAAAUUGGAGAGGUGACUCAGUGGUCUCCUGAUAAGGCCUGGCUCAAAGUUCAAGGACCAUCCUGGGCCGCCAAUCAGAGCAACCAUCGCCAGUGGCUGGAAAUUGACUUGGGGGAGAGAACAAGAAUAACAGGAAUUAGAACUACAGGGUCCACUAUGCUGAAUUUUAACUAUUAUGUUAAGACCUUCAUUGUGAACUAUAAAAAUAACAACUCAAAAUGGAGGGUUUACAAAGGAAUCCUGAGCAAUGAAGAAAAGAUAUUCAAAGCUAAUUCAAAUCAUGGCAGUAUAGUACGGAAUAAUUUCAUUCCUCCCAUAGUCGCUCGAUAUGUGAAGAUUAUUCCCCAGAGCUGGCACAAAAGAAUUGCUCUGAAGGUGGAACUUCUUGGUUGUCGUAUUGCUCAAGUGAACAACUCCAUUAUUUAUCCAAUCUGGCAAAGACCAAGUCAAAGUACAGGUGUUUCAGUCAGAAAAGAAGACAAAACAAUUACAGAACCUCUGCCUCCAGAAGAAAAUAACCUAGGAGUGAAACUGACUGUUAUAAUUGUUCCAGUCUUAGUGGUGCUUUUUUUGUUCUUGAUAUCUGGAAUUUGUAUCUCUGCUGCCAUGCGAAAGAAAGGAAAGAAAGGUGUUGCAUAUGGUUCCUGCAGCACAGGGAAACCAGGUUUCUGGAAACAAAUCAAGCAUCCCUUUAUCAGACAUCCAUCUACUGAGUUCACCAUCAGUUAUAAUAAUGAAAAGGAAAUUCCUCAAAAGUUAGAUUUGGUCACAAGAGACGUGGCAGAUUAUCAGCAGCCUCUCAUGAUAGGAACUGGGACAGUAACUCGAAAGGGAUCCACCUUCAGACCAAUGGAUACAGAGGAUGAGAAGAAAGGUAGCAUAGAGACUGGGAACCACUAUCUCUGUCCACCAAGAGCCAAUCGUCAUGAUUAUGCCCUACCUUUAACCAGUCAAGAGCCUGAAUAUGCCACUCCUAUCAUAGAGCGGCAUAUAGGAAGAGAAAAUGCUCAGCCUUCAGAGAGCUGCUACAACAUUCCCACUGUUUCUGCAACUCAUAAAUACUCUGUUUCUGCAGGCAGCUUCCCUGCCUUGUGCAAGAGUGAUUCUGAAAGUGGAGACUAUCAGACACCCCAAAAUCAGAAGGAAUAUGAUAAGCCAAAAAAUAAUACUUUGCCCAUGGUGGACUAUAGCACUGGCUACCAGAAGCCCCAGACUGGUUCAGGGAUAUGUGAGGGCUAUUCAACACCCAGAUACUACCUGAAACCGAUAAACCAGACUGCAAUGACAGCUCUCCUAUAACCUAGAGACCAAAGAAGAACUUGGCUGCCCUUGUGGUCCAGACACUGGAAUGGACUUUCAUCAAAACUAUGCUUGCUUUUGUACAAGGAUGGUGACUAUCUGGUGGACAAAAGCUAGAGUCUACAGUUCAUCACUCAAGCCUUCCCAGAGAGGUCUACAAGAAGUCAGUUCUCUGUAGCUGUGAUAUUGGUGCUCAAAUCUAAUGUUGUGCAAUGUGUAUAUAUGUUUUUUAAUUUAAGAAAAGUAACUUAAAUGAUUCCAUUAUUUUGUUUUGUUUUGAUAUGUGUGUGUAUGUGUCCACACGCAUGUGUGUGUGUGUGUGUGUGAAGGAGGUGUAUUGAUGAGAUUAUUUCUGGGAAAAUGGAAUUUAGGGAAUGCAUAUUACACUAACCAGUGUUUUUGCCCCAAGCUUCUUCCUCAAGUGUCCUUUUCAUAAAAGGUCUUUAAAACUCAGUAUACAAAACUGCAGGUAAUCAGGGCUAAAAAAACAAAAAUAUUUCAUUCUGUGCUCCCACAGUACCAAUUGAGAGUUAACAAAAACUGGAUAUUAAUGUGUCUGAAGUUAUGUAAAUUAGGCAGUAACCUUUUCAUCUUUGGCUAAUGUUUUAUUAACCCACUUGCCAAGAGAUGGAUAAGACAUUGACCAAAUAUUAUUUUAUUCAUUAUCACUUCAGAGAAUUCAGCAGACACUAUUAAUACUCCUUCAAGCAUACCUAUGCAACCCUAAAACCAACUAUAAAGCAAUUUUUGCAACUGUAAAGAUGUAUUAGUUGUUCAUACCAAAAGGCAGCAUGGUGUAGUAGUUUGAUUAACCAGAAGUCCUGUUUUGGUGUAUGAUCUAGCAUAGAAUCUUCCAGUUUCUUCUUUUUUCUGCCUCUGUACUUGAAUAUAAGCUUGGAUAAGGGUUAUUUUGAUGGGUUUUCUCUAAAGUCUUAUUGAUACCAGACUUUGCAUUAUAUCCUUGGGCUGUUUUUGCUGCAUCUUUCCUUACUGUUCAUAUCUCUCAAUUUCUUCUUUGAUUUACAUUUCCUGAGUAAAACACAGUGUAAACUGACUCAUAAUAUCCCAUUCCUGUCCACUUCAGCUAACUCACCCCAUGUACUACAAUGUUUAUAUAUUUCUUUACUUAUUUUGUC